This is a messenger RNA of Hemiscyllium ocellatum (epaulette shark), 1673 nucleotides long. It is a transcript of the gene mvk, whose product is annotated as mevalonate kinase. Gene Ontology annotation, cellular component: cytoplasm. The transcript is spliced from 12 exons. The record is from RefSeq and is a predicted model, not a curated record. Gene Ontology annotation, molecular function: ATP binding; mevalonate kinase activity. The coding region runs from base 171 to 1442 and encodes 423 amino acids. Lineage: Eukaryota; Metazoa; Chordata; Chondrichthyes; Orectolobiformes; Hemiscylliidae. Gene Ontology annotation, biological process: isoprenoid biosynthetic process; cholesterol biosynthetic process.
CUGGCCCCUGUGGGUGGAACUUUGAUCGCGAGCUGCUGGAUGGGAUAGUUAUGUAUAUGGUGUUUGACAUCAAUGUCAAUAGUUGCACAAAAUCUACCUCUGUCUCUCACCGACAGUAGAAUGACAUGUUUUACUAAACGUCAGAAAAUGCUGGAGCUCCGCAGCCGUUUAUGAAGCUUCCAGGUAAUGGAUCUUUCUUCAUCAGAACAAAAAUCAGUGUUCAUUUCACAAUGGCAAACAAGACAUUGAUCAUAUCGGCUCCAGGGAAGGUGAUAUUGCAUGGAGAACAUGCUGUGGUUCAUGGAAAGGUGGCUCUGGCAGUCAGCUUAAACUUGAAAACAUAUCUCCGACUGCAACCAUGUCCUGAUCAAAAAGUGCAAUUAAACUUACCAAAUAUUAAUGUCCAUCUUAGUUGGAAACCUGCUGCCCUCCAGUUUCUGCAGUCAGCAAUUGAUGUGACUGACGUGCUGACCCCAAUGGCUCCAAACCAGGAACAAAUGGAUCAAUUGAGACGGUUUGCAGGAAUUCCAGAAGGCGUGACAGAUACAGAGAGCCUCAGUGUCCUCUGCUUCCUUUACCUUUAUGGUGCUAUCUCCACCAGAAAUGGGCAGAUGCCAAACAUGGACAUUCUGAUUUGGUCUGAACUUCCAAUAGGAGCUGGCUUGGGAUCUAGUGCUGCAUAUUGUGUAUGUCUGGCAGCAGCACUUUUAUCAGCCAGUGGGGCCAUUACCUGGCCAGUUCCACAGGAGUACAACAGUACCAGGUGGAGUGAAGAUGAACUGGAGCUGAUUAACAAAUGGGCAUUUCAAGGAGAGAAAUUGAUCCAUGGAAGUCCAUCUGGUGUGGAUAAUGCUGUGGGAACAUGGGGGGGAGUUCUGAGAUACCACGCAGGUAAAAUUGUUCCUUUAUCCAGUGUCCCCACUCUCCGGAUACUUCUUACUAACACAAAGGUGCCAAGAAGUACGAAAGUACUAGUAGCAGGAGUGAAAGAUAAACUUAAUAAGCUACCAAGCAUAAUAAAACCUGUCCUGGAUUCAAUAGAUGCUAUUUCAUGCGAGUGUGAACGUGUUCUGGCUGCAAUAGCAUCUGGCAAAGCCAUAGAUGAGCACUAUGCAAUCCUGGAGGAACUUAUUGACAUCAACCAACACCACCUGAAUGUUAUUGGAGUGGGCCAUUCAUCACUGGACAGAUUGUGUCAAAUAACUGCAACAUAUGGUCUACACAGCAAACUGACCGGUGCAGGAGGUGGUGGAUGUGGCUUAACACUGCUUCGACCAGAUACAAGUCAUUCUGUGGUGGAAGCAUCAACACAGGCUUUAAAAGACUUUGGGUAUGAUUGCUGGGAAACAGUUAUUGGUGGUUCGGGUGUGUCCCUGCAUUCACCAUUCUCCUUGCCCAAGGACAUAUUUCAGAUUCUGUGCAAUGUGAAGAAUUGUCAAUGAAGAGAUUUGGAUACCUAGUACUGUCAUGGACUGCUUAUUUCCUGACUGAAGCACAAAGCUGAUCACUAAAUCCCUGAAAGAGAAAACAUUUACCAGUCAAAAUGGCGGACAUUCAAACUGCUGUAGUUGGCUGAAUAAUACUGCAGUGGAAAGGGUUGGCACACCAGAUGUACUCUGUAAUGGCUACAUUUUUGAAUUUGAACAAUAAAUUGUGCAAAGUGAAAAUCUAAA